Messenger RNA from Trichosurus vulpecula (common brushtail), 3145 nucleotides. RefSeq names its product ZFP64 zinc finger protein (gene ZFP64). Gene Ontology annotation, biological process: regulation of DNA-templated transcription. Bases 163 to 2259 code for a protein of 698 amino acids. The record is from RefSeq and is a predicted model, not a curated record. Gene Ontology annotation, molecular function: DNA-binding transcription factor activity, RNA polymerase II-specific; RNA polymerase II cis-regulatory region sequence-specific DNA binding. NCBI's taxonomy places the organism in Eukaryota, Metazoa, Chordata, Mammalia, Diprotodontia, Phalangeridae. The transcript is spliced from 6 exons.
AGGAGAGGAAGGGGGGAGGGGGAAAAGGGAGGGGAGAGGAAAAGUCACUGCAUAAUGUAAAUAAACACGCGCUCUCACCCCACCACCACCACCACCCCCCUCGCCCCGUCAACCCUAUGCACCCCGGCCUUUGCAGCCCCAGCGAGACUCCAACCCCAGGCCAUGAACGCGAGCGGCGGGGGCGAGGGCUUCCCCGGCUCAGUCCAGUUUCCUGGUGGCACUACGGUCUUAGUGGAGCUAACCCCAGAUAUCCACAUCUGUGGCAUUUGCAAGCAACAAUUUAAUAACCUGGAUGCCUUUGUAGCCCAUAAGCAAAGUGGUUGUCAGCUGACUAGCACUACCCCGGGUGCUCCCAGCACAGUUCAGUUCGUGUCAGAGGAAACGGUGCCAGCAACCCAGACUCAGACCACCACAAGAACCAUCACUUCAGAGACCCAGACCAUCACAGUUUCAGCUCCAGAAUUUGUUUUUGAACAUGGUUACCAAACCUACCUGCCCUCAGACAGCAGUGACACCCAGACUGCCACAGUCAUCUCGGUCCCUCCCAAGUCACGGUCUCGAAAGCCUGCAGCCUCACCUGCACAGAAGAAACUGAACUGUUGCUAUCCAGGUUGCCAAUUCAAGACAGCAUAUGGCAUGAAAGAUAUGGAACGUCAUUUAAGAACCCACACAGGAGACAAGCCCCACAAGUGUGAGGUCUGUAGCAAGUGCUUCAGCCGGAAAGACAAACUGAAGAUGCACAUGCGGUCACACACAGGCGUGAAGCCAUACAAGUGUAAGAGCUGUGACUAUGCUGCUGCCGACAGCAGUAGCCUGAACAAACACCAACGAAUACAUUCUAACGAGCGUCCUUUCAAAUGCCAGAUCUGUCCCUAUGCCAGCAGGAACUCCAGCCAGCUGACUGUGCACCUCCGAUCCCACACUGGGGAUGCCCCGUUCCAGUGCCAGAUGUGCAGCGCCAAGUUCAAAAUCAACUCGGACCUGAAGAGGCACCUGCGCGUGCACUCGGGGGAGAAGCCUUACAAGUGCGAGUUCUGCGAGGUCCGCUGCGCCAUGAAAGGAAACCUCAAGUCGCACAUCCGCAUCAAGCACAAUACGGAGAACACCUUCAAGUGCGCGGAGUGCGACUUCCAGUGCGGGAACAAGACCAGCCUGCGCCACCACAGCCGCACGCACCAGCCCGAGCAGCCCGAGAAGUGCCCCGAGUGCAGCUACUCGUGCGCGCACAAGGCCGCGCUCAAGGUGCACGAGCGGAUCCACUGCGAGGAGCGGCCCUUCAAGUGCGACUUCUGCAGCUUCGACACCAAGCAGCGCAGCAACCUCACCACGCACGUGAAGAAGGUCCACGGGGACAAGGUCAAGGGCAAGAAGCAGGCCCUGGAGAAGAAGGGCGUUGGGGCAGGAGGAGGGGCGGGCGGAGGAGGAGGAGGCGACCGGCCCAAAGCCGGCAGCUCGCGCCAAGUGGCCAGACUCGAUGCCAAGAAGGCUUUUCAGUGCGAUGCUUGCGAAGCGUCCUUCGUGCGGGAAGAUUCCCUCCGGAGCCACCGGAAACAACACAGUGAAUACAGUGGCAAUAAAAACGCCGAACUGGCUGUUCUGCAGCUUCAGAUGGAGCCGGGCCGUCAGGUGGGCACGCCUCUCACGGUCAAUCCCCUCCAGGUGCCCCUCCAGCCCAGCCAGAUCCCCCAGUUCAGCGAAGGAAGGGUCAAGAUCAUCGUGGGCCACCAAAUGCCGCAGACAAAUGCCAUCGUCCAGGCAACUUCGGUGAACAUAGUGCCUCCGGCUCUAGUCGGCCAAGGUCAGGAAGACCUCCCGGCCAAUAACCGGCUGCAGAUUCUGCGCCAGGUCAGUUUGAUUGCCCCGUCUCAGCCAUCUGUGUGCCAGAACGAGGCCGGGCCAAUCGGCCAGUCGGCGGUUCUGCUGACCACUCACGAUCAGACCGAAGGGGCUGCUUUGCACCAGACUCUAAUCCCUGCCCCUUCGGGCAGUAACCACGAAGGCCCGGCCAACCAGACUUUCAUCACAAGCUCGGGCAUUAGCUGCUCCGAUCUGGAAGGCCUCAAUGCUUUGAUUCAGGAAGGGGCGACAGAAGUGACUGUGGUCAGUGACGGAGGCCAAAAUAUCACCGUAUCGACCACUGCCCCUCCUAUCUUUUCCUCUUCUUCCCACCAAGAACUGCCUAAACAGACUUAUUCCAUCAUUCAGGGUGGGGCCCACCCUGCAGCUUUGCUCUGCCCUGCAGAUUCCAUACCGGAUUAACUUUUUUUAAAUGUCUUCCCUUCAAAAUAAUCUCUUUCACCUGUUUAAAACACAUCAGUGGAAUUCUGUGAAAUUUUCUCAUCAUGAUUUAAGUACUUCCAGAUUGGCUCCUUGAAAAAUAAAUUAUAAUUUUAUACUGUCAUAUAUGAUAAUUUUUUUCACAUUGUAAAAACCUUGAGAGCAGAUCAUUUCUGAAAUGCCAUGUCAUAACCACUAUACAUGAAAAUGCUUCCGAGACACCACUGAUCAGAUAAAGAAAAAUAAAGCAUUCUAAGCAAUAGUAAAUGCAAGUAUUUUUUGACUUCUUGUAUUUCCUUACCCUGAUAUGGGUACCUUAUGCCUUCAUUACCUGGAUGACAGACUUGUUCCCAGCACCUCCAAUAAAGUUCCAGUACAGGGGAGAAACUUCCCUCCUGUCUCAUGUGGCUUUUUAACACAAAAUUCAUGGUCAAAAGAAACAAACUAUUGUUUGCUUAUUUUUCUUAUGGAGCUCCUUUUCUAAAAUCUAGCCUGUCCAUGACCUCCUAAUCCUGGUUUAUAUACAUUUCUGACUUACAUAUGACCCUGACAUAUGAAAGGUUAUAUAUACAUUAAUUCAACUAAUGGUCUUCUUACCCUGACAACACCCUUUGGGAUUUUCUUUGCAUUUUACCCUCCCCCAGCUUUUGCUUGGGACAUCCCCCUACACUUUACCCGACUCUCCUUAACCCAACUUCACACCUUCAAGUAUAAAAGACUCCUGCAUUAGGCCUUUGUGUAAUUUUGUCUCACCCUAGGGUGAUAUCUACAGAGGGAAGAGAGAAGAUGGGGAAAAUCCAAGUUUGCCUAUCCCACCACCCCACAACAGCAUCUCAGCUGCCUUUUCUAUUCAGAUGCUUCAUCCCAC